This is a messenger RNA of Fulvia fulva, 1266 nucleotides long. RefSeq lists its product as uncharacterized. Gene Ontology annotation, molecular function: structural constituent of ribosome. Lineage: Eukaryota; Fungi; Ascomycota; Dothideomycetes; Mycosphaerellales; Mycosphaerellaceae. The transcript is spliced from 2 exons. The coding region runs from base 1 to 1266 and encodes 421 amino acids. Gene Ontology annotation, cellular component: mitochondrial small ribosomal subunit. The record is from RefSeq and is a predicted model, not a curated record. Gene Ontology annotation, biological process: mitochondrial translation.
AUGCCUCCACGAAUCCAGCCUCAGCGGCUGCAGACACCAUGCACAUGCCAAUGUUUCCGCACAAGGCCUAACACCACACCUGAAUCUCUACCCAACUCAUCACAAGUCCGCCAUUUCGCCUCAUCCGAAUCAAGGCAAAGGCGGGACCGCGCUGCAUCAGGUUUCGUCAACCCGGCAGCGACACGUUUGCGGCGUAACAUGCAAGAAUGGCUCAAUGGCCCUGGCAAAGCUUUCCGCGAGCCACUCCAGAACAGCACGAACUACAUGAGUGCUUACGACAGGCAAGGCAACCUUCUGAGAGGCAAGCGUCCACGCAACCCGCGUGACAUGCAGGAGGAUCCAAGCAAGCCCGAGGAAGUCAUACCUGAAGAGGAAGAGGCAGCCCUGCAGGCCAAGCAAAGAGCAGAUAACAUGGAAGAGUAUGAGAUUCAAGAGCAAUUCGAGAAGCGUGCCAUGGCAAGAGCAAAGAACGCAGCACUUGAAUCACGAGGCGGUAUCCCACCUGAAAGACUUGGUGACAUGCGGCCGUAUCCGCUCAAUCACGUGUUUCGGUCGGAGCGCGUGCUGAGCGAAGAGUUGCGCGAAGCCAUCUACAACCAGGUUGUUGCCAGGGGUACGGAUAUCUCGACAGUCAGUGCCAUGUUCAGCAUUGACGUUCGCCGCGUUGCUGCUGUUGUGCGUCUGAAGAGUAUCGAGAAACAGUGGGUCUCCGAGGGAAAGCAAUUAGCAAAGCCUUACAAUGAUGCUGUCCUGUCUAUGCUGCCACAGACACCGUUUAGACCGGACCUCCCUACAGAAAAGAUUGUCCCGCACGAGACCAUCAACGACUUGCCUGUACAUCCCAAGACACGGCAGCAGAUGUUCUAUCCUGUCUCAGAGUCGAGGCAGUUCACACGAGAGGACGCUGCCAAGGCGUUUGAUGAGAAACUAUUACCUGCUGAUAAGCGAAUCGCCCACCCAGACAUGAUCGCCAGUGAGAAGGAUGCGUUGGCAGGCAUGUCUCGCGAGCAACGAUUCGCCAAGGUACACGAGAGGGAUGCCAAAGCUGCGCAGGAGAAGCGGGAAGCUGAGCAGAAACGACGACGCUGGGAAGAGCGAACACAGAGAGUCGUGCCCGGGCGACGAUGGGACUUUAAGUUUCAAGACAUCAGCGCCGAGAAGACUGGCAAAGAUGGACGAGCAAGAAACGCGGUCGGUGUCAGAUACGGAAUGCCGCAUGAGGAUCGCAAGAGUAAUGCGGUCAAGAUACCCACAAGUGUUGAGUGA